Messenger RNA from Nannospalax galili (Upper Galilee mountains blind mole rat), 2196 nucleotides. RefSeq names its product cytosolic iron-sulfur assembly component 3 (gene Ciao3). Gene Ontology annotation, cellular component: cytosolic [4Fe-4S] assembly targeting complex. The coding region runs from base 71 to 1501 and encodes 476 amino acids. The record is from RefSeq and is a predicted model, not a curated record. The transcript has 11 exons. Gene Ontology annotation, biological process: iron-sulfur cluster assembly. Gene Ontology annotation, molecular function: 4 iron, 4 sulfur cluster binding. NCBI's taxonomy places the organism in Eukaryota, Metazoa, Chordata, Mammalia, Rodentia, Spalacidae.
CGGAACAGCUUUAUUACUUGACAUCAUUUUGCGACACCUCCGCGCAGUGCUCAGCAGUAGUGAGGUAGUCAUGGCGUCGCCCUUCAGUGGGGUUCUACAGCUGACGGACCUGGAUGACUUCAUUGGGCCGUCUCAGGAGUGCAUCAAGCCUGUGAAGGUGGAUAAGAAGCCAGGAAGUGGUAUAGCCAAGAUCCAUAUUGAAGAUGACGGGAGUUACUUCCAAGUGAACUCAGAUGGAAAGACCCAGAAGCUGGAGAAGGCCAAGGUCUCCCUGAAUGACUGCCUGGCAUGCAGUGGCUGUGUCACCUCAGCAGAGACAGUACUUAUCACUCAACAGAGUCACAAGGAGCUGCAGAAGGUUCUAAAUGCUAAUAAGGUGGCAGCACCCGGUCAGCAGCAGCUGGUGGUCAUUUCUAUCUCACCCCAGUCCAGAGCAUCACUGGCUGCCAAGUUUCAGCUGGAUCCCUCAGACACUGCCAGGAAAUUAACUUCAUUCUUCAAAAAAAUAGGGGUGCACUUUGUCUUUGAUACUACCUUUGCAAGGAACUUCAGCCUCUUAGAGAGCCAGCGAGAGUUUGUGCAGCGAUUCCGAGGGCAGGCCAACUCCAAGGAGGCCUUGCCCAUGCUAGCUUCUGCCUGCCCAGGCUGGAUCUGCUAUGCUGAGAAGACACAUGGCAACUUCCUCCUCCCCUACAUCAGCACAGCCCGGUCCCCACAGCAGGUCAUGGGCUCCCUGGUCAAGGACUUCUUCGCCCAGCAGCAGCAUCUGACCCCUGAUAAGGUCUACCACGUAACAGUGAUGCCCUGCUAUGACAAAAAGCUAGAAGCAUCCAGACCUGACUUCUUCAACCAGGAGUACCAGACCCGUGACGUGGACUGUGUCCUCACAACAGGAGAAGUCUUCAGGCUGCUGGAGGAAGAAGGAGUCUUGCUCUCAGAGCUGGAGCCAGUGCCCCUCGAUGGCUUAUCCAGUAGUAUAUCUGCUGAGGAACUCACCAGCCAUCGGGGCGGGGGCUCAGGAGGCUACCUGGAGCAUGUGUUCCGGCACGCGGCCCAAGAGCUCUUUGGAAUCCAUGUGACUGAGGUCACCUACCGACCUAUGAGGAACAAGGACUUACAAGAGGUGACACUGGAAAGGAAUGGCCAAGUGUUACUGAACUUUGCUAUGGUCUAUGGCUUCCGCAACAUCCAGAACCUUGUGCAGAAGCUGAAGCGAGACCGUUGUCCGUACCAUUACGUGGAGGUCAUGGCCUGCCCCUCAGGCUGCUUGAAUGGAGGGGGUCAGCUCAAGGCUCCAGAUGUGCAAGGCAGGGAGCUCCUCCAGCAGGUGGAAAGACUGUACAGCAUGGUAAAGGCUGAGGCACCUGAAGAAGCACUAGGGGUCCAGGAGCUAUACCAGCACUGGCUGCAAGGCGAGAACUCAGAGCAGGCCAGCCGUCUGUUGCACACACAAUACCAUGCUGUGGAGAAGACCAACUCAGGCCUUGGCAUCAGGUGGUAGGAGGCCUUGAGGGUCUGUGAGAACCCCAGGGGCCAGCACCAAGACUCCCAAGACCGUGGGGGUGUCAGCAGCAAAGCCCAUGCACAGAAAGCCCUAGGGACCCCCAAAAUUCAGGAAGAACUGCAAGGAUAUGCUGGAUUCUGUGCUAAGUGGGGCACUGGCUAUAUGUGGGUCCUGGAAAAUACAUGGUCUGUGUACCUCUGGUCAAGAAUGCAGCCCAUAGACCUCUGGACAGUAAUGUGGCCUGCAGCCUGUGCACCCCCAAAUUCCACACUGGGCGCUGCAAGAUGGGAGUAUGGGCAGGGGCAGAGGUAGCCAAGGAGGUUAAAGGUUCAAUGAGGUUCCAGAAUCUCUUCCAAUGGCCCAGGGCCAUGGCACCUGCCCUGCACUCCUAGAUGUGAUGGCCCAAGUAUAAGGGGUUCCAGUCACUCCUAGGAGUGCCUCAUCACUGGUUUCUGGGGUUACCCCCAUAAAGCAACAGUGCAGAGGGCCUGAGCUUGUCCUGCAUCAGAACUGCCUAGUAGGGGCACCUGAUCCUCUACAAGCUGAGUGUUUACAGUGACACCCAAAGCCAUGGCCUUAGGGUCUUGGGCAGUCUUUUGGCACUGAGCUUAUAUGCUUCGAGAGCUCCACAGGUGGGUCUCAUUAGCUUGUCUCUCAACCAGCUCACUGCUAAUAAACAGGUCAGCACCUCA